CUAGCCAACCAUACUACCAUUUAACCAUCGCUCAUUCACUAGCCAACCAUGCUACCAUUUAGCCAUCGCUCAUUCAAUAGCAAACCAUGCUACCAUUUAGCAAAUCGCUCAAUGGUACUCUACUUAUUCUGCCUAUUGAUCAGGUUGAGGAGGAGCUGUGGGAGGAGGAGUUCAUUGAGCAGUGUUUCCAGGAGAUGUUAGAGGAAGAGGAGAACGAAUGGUUCAUCCCAGCCAGAGAUCUCCCUCCAACCCUCGGUCAGCUCCAGGACCAACUAAACCUACUGGUCCUCAGUGACACAGGCAUCGUACACAGCCUGGCGAUUAACAGCAAUUUGAACCCUGAAGCACAAGAAUUCGUACCAGGAUUGAAGCACUGAGACUAGUCCUCUGAUGAAGAAGUCAUCUGUCCACACUGAAGCCGGCGUAGGAAGAUCUGUUUGAGUUUUGUUAAUCUGUUGCACUUAAUGUGUUGCCAAAGUUUUCCAGCUAGCCCUGCAUGUUUAACGUUUUGAAUAAUGUUGUGUAUAUAAAUCAUAUGUUUUUUGUAACUCUUCUGCAUGUAAAAACAGGGUAGGAGCCAGAAGACCAUGUACUUUUAUUUCCUUUUUGAAUAAUAUAGGCCUAUGUAGUUCUAACAUACCUGCCCCAUCAAAUAAUAAUUUUCUGUUCAAUCAAAAUUAGUGGUUCAUUUAAAAAUCAAAAGACAUUUUUCAUUAGAUCUUGGUUUGCAUUAUGAAUUCCUUUUAUUGAAAUGCAGAUUCUAAAUAGUCCGUGUGGCCAUUUGAUUUAUUGUUCAGCAGUCUUAUGGCUUGUGGGUGAAAGCUGUUAAGGAGUCUUUUAUUUUCAUUGCUCCUCUACUUCCUGCCAUUAUCGUCCAGGUGCUUGAUAUCCUACUGCCAUGCAGAUGUUGACUUUAGAUUUUUUUUAAAUGCACAUAAAAUGGAAAACUGCUGUAUAAAAAUGUACCAAAAGUAUUGCACAAAUAUACAACAAAAAAACAUAUAUAUAUUUUUUUAAGUAUUUGAAAAUAAAUAUUGAUGGACUCUAUAUUUGUGAUUUCACCAAAAAAUAAACAUGGGUGCCUCAUAAA
Molecule: messenger RNA, 1090 nt
Organism: Oncorhynchus gorbuscha (pink salmon)
Lineage: Eukaryota; Metazoa; Chordata; Actinopteri; Salmoniformes; Salmonidae
Product: polyadenylate-binding protein-interacting protein 2-like
Exons: 3
Coding region: 87-377 (96 amino acids)
Biological process (GO): negative regulation of translational initiation
Cellular component (GO): cytoplasm
Molecular function (GO): mRNA regulatory element binding translation repressor activity
Source: RefSeq, a predicted model, not a curated record